Molecule: messenger RNA, 4123 nt
Organism: Solanum dulcamara
Lineage: Eukaryota; Viridiplantae; Streptophyta; Magnoliopsida; Solanales; Solanaceae
Product: alpha-mannosidase 2
Exons: 4
Coding region: 168-3626 (1152 amino acids)
Biological process (GO): N-glycan processing; mannose metabolic process; protein deglycosylation
Cellular component (GO): Golgi membrane
Molecular function (GO): alpha-mannosidase activity; carbohydrate binding
Source: RefSeq, a predicted model, not a curated record
CGCUCGUAAUCAUUGUCAAUUGAGAAAAAUCAAAGUUUUACCAACUUUAGGGAAAAAGCAGCGCAAGUCUUCCUUCUCAUCACACUUGACUCAGUACUUCAGAUAUAGUUCCGAUCACCCAAUUUCAGCAGAUCUGAGUCCUCCACCGCUCAUCACCGCCCUUUCACAUGGCCUUCUCCUCCCGCCGCGGCGGAGCUGGGUGGGCCCAUUCACUCCUCCCCACCAGCAAAUCAUCUUCCCGACAACCUCGUAAAUCCCGCAGACGUACCGCCCUCAGAGACUUCUUUCUCUCAAAUUUCUUCACCAUAGGCCUCUCUUUCUCACUCUUCAUCUUCCUUCUCAUCGUCUACAGCUACGGAGUCCCUAAACCCCUUCUCUCAUCCCAUUUCCGGGCUGCCCGAACCCGAUUCCAUCGACUCAGAAAGCCCAGUUACCUCAAAUCUCCUGGAAGCGACGCCGUUUCAGGUGCGGUUGUUGAUAUUACCACAAAGGGCUUGUACGAUAAGAUUCAGUUUCUGGAUGAAGAUGGUGGCGCUUGGAAGCAGGGUUGGAACGUGAACUACAAAGGCAACGAAUGGGAUUCGGAGAAGUUGAAAAUAUUUGUUGUCCCACAUUCACAUAAUGAUCCUGGUUGGAAGCUUACGGUUGAGGAGUAUUAUGAUAGGCAGUCCAAGCACAUCCUAGAUACCCUUGUUGAAACGCUUCCGAAGGAUUCCCGGAGGAAAUUUAUAUGGGAAGAGAUGUCCUAUCUGGAGAGAUGGUGGAGGGAUGCAUCCAAUGAAAAGAAAGAGGCAUUUACCAAUCUAGUGAGGAAUGGACAGCUAGAAAUUGUUGGAGGUGGUUGGGUGAUGAAUGAUGAGGCUAAUUCACAUUACUUUGCAAUUAUUGAACAGAUUACAGAAGGAAAUAUGUGGUUGAAUGAGACUAUAGGUGUAAUUCCUAAAAAUUCUUGGUCCAUUGAUCCCUUCGGUUAUUCACCAACUAUGGCAUAUCUUUUGCGGCGUAUGGGUUUCGAGAACAUGCUAAUACAGAGAACUCAUUAUGAGUUGAAGAAGGAACUGGCUUUAAACCAGAAUUUGGAAUAUGUGUGGCGACAGAGCUGGGAUGCUGAAGAAAGAACUGAUAUUUUUGUUCAUAUGAUGCCAUUUUAUUCAUAUGAUAUUCCACAUACUUGUGGACCUGAGCCUGCAAUUUGUUGUCAGUUUGACUUUGCUCGCAUGUAUGGGUUUCCUUAUGAACGCUGUCCUUGGGGAGAGCAUCCUGAGGAGACCACCCAGGAAAAUGUGAAGGAAAGAGCACUUAAACUAUUGGAUCAGUAUAGAAAGAAAUCAACACUAUAUCGAACAAAUACACUUCUUGUUCCCCUAGGUGAUGAUUUCCGAUAUGUCAGUGUUGAUGAAGCAGAAGCUCAGUUUAGGAAUUACCAAAUGUUGUUUGAUUAUAUCAAUUCCAACCCUGGCUUGAAUGCAGAGGCUAAUUUUGGUACUUUAGAUGAUUAUUUCCGAGUGCUACGUGAUGAGGCUGACAGAGUAAACUAUUCUCGUCCACAUGAGAUUGGAUCUGGUGAGAUUGGGGGGUUCCCUUCUCUGUCAGGUGAUUUCUUCACUUAUGCUGACAGGCAACAGGAUUACUGGAGCGGCUAUUAUGUCUCCAGGCCUUUCUUCAAGGCAGUUGAUCGUGUUUUGGAGCAUAACCUUCGCAGUGCUGAAAUGUUGAUGGCUUUCCUAUUAGGAUACUGCCAGAGAUUACAGUGUGAAAAAUUGCCUACUGGAUUUUCCUACAAAUUGACCGCAGCGAGAAGGAACUUGGCGCUUUUUCAGCAUCAUGAUGGGGUCACUGGUACUGCCAAGGACCAUGUGGUGCAGGACUAUGGAACACGGAUGCACUUGGCUGUGCAAGACCUUCAAAUUUUUAUGUCUAAGGCUAUUGAGGUGUUACUAGGGAUGCGCCAUGAGAAAAAUGACCAACCUCCUUCUCAGUUUGAACCAGCACAGUCGAGAUCUAAAUAUGAUGCCCAACCAGUGUUUAAAGCCAUCAGCGCUCGUGAAGGAACUGUUCAGACGGUGGUCCUUUUCAAUCCAUCAGAGCAGACAAGAAAUGAAGUUGUCAUGGUCACUGUUGAGAGGCCGGAUGUAACUAUCUUGGACUCAAACUGGACAUGUAUUAAAAGCCAGAUAUCUCCAGAGUUGUCACAUGAUAAGAAAAGAACUUUAUCUGGAAGACAUCGUGUGUACUGGAAAGCUUCAGUACCUGCCAUGGGACUGCAAACGUAUUAUGUUGCUAACGGAUUUGCUGGAUGUGAGAAGGCAAUACCUGCACAACUUAGAAUAUUAGUGUCUGCUGGAAAUUUCUCCUGCCCAGCAUCAUACACUUGCUCAAAGUUGGACAGCAGUGAAGCAGUAAUCCAGAAUGAACAUCUGACACUCACUUUUAGUACCAAGUUUGGCUUGUUGAAGAAAGUAAGUCAUAGUGAUGGUAGACAAAAUGCUAUUGAUGAAGAAAUUGGUAUGUACUCUAGCACAGGUGGAGCCUACCUGUUCAAACCGGAAGGUGAGGCUGAGCCAAUCAUACAAGCUGGUGGGAUUAUGGUUAUCUCGGAGGGCCAUUUGGUACAGGAGGUCUAUUCUUACCCAAUGACAGCAUGGGACAAAUCUCCAAUUUCCCAUAGCACCCGUAUAUAUAACGGUCACAAUACCAUACAGGAACACAUUAUUGAGAAGGAGUAUCAUGUUGAGCUUCUUGGUCAUGAACUCAAUGACAGGGAAUUGAUAGUUAGGUACAAGACUGAUAUUGAAAACAAAAGGAUUUUCUAUUCUGAUCUAAAUGGAUUCCAGAUGAGCCGUAGAGAAACGUAUGAUAAGAUCCCUACACAGGGCAACUAUUAUCCAAUACCUUCUCUUGCAUUCAUGCAAGGACCACAUGGACACCGCUUCUCUGUCCACACUAGGCAGUCUUUGGGUGUUGCAAGUCUCAAGGAUGGAUGGUUAGAAAUAAUGCUUGACAGGAGAUUGGUAAGGGAUGAUGGACGUGGUCUAGGCCAAGGAGUGAUGGAUAACCAUGCAAUGAAUGUUGUUUUCCAUAUCCUUGUGGAGUCUAAUGUUACAGCAGCUGCAAACCAAACUACAGGUCCUCAUCCUCUAAAUCCGUCUCUUCUAUCGCAUUUGGUUGGUGCCCACCUAAACUAUCCUCUUCAUGUAUUCAUUGCCAAGAAAUCUGAGGAAAUCUCUGUACAGCCACCCCCUAGAUCCUUUUCUCCCCUGGCAGCUUCUUUACCAUGUGACUUGCAUAUUGUCAACUUCAAGGUUCCUCGUCCUCUCAAGUAUACCCAACAACAACUUGAAGAGCCUAGGUUUGCCAUAGUCUUUCAGAGACGACACUGGGAUUCUUCUUACUGUAGAAAGGGCAGGUCAGAAUGUUCAAGUGUAGCUGAUGUGCCCGUUAAUCUGUUUUACAUGUUCAAGAAUCUGGCUGUGUUGAAUGCAAAGGCUACUUCUUUAAAUCUUUUGCAUGAUGACAUAGAGAUACUUGGCUAUAGCGACCAUUUUGGAGAUGGAGCUCAUGAUGGGCAUGUUCUCAUUUCACCCAUGGAGAUACAGGCUUACAAGUUGGAACUAAGGCCCCACUAGUGAAGGUAGAGAGAGCCCUUGUAUAUCUUUUUCCCAACUGAAGCUGAAUUAGGGUGUGCUAGUUUAAGCACCACCACUGCAACUAUUUUUCCACACCGCAACUUUAACAUCUACUGUAUUUUGGAGAGAUGAAGGUAGAAAUUCUCACAGUUGCGGUUUGCCUAGAGGGUUUUUGACAUUGUUAGUUGAGGCUUGAGGGCUUGGGAAUUGUUCCUGCUGUAACAGCUACUUCAGAAAACAUUCAGAGAAGAACCUUAUGGUACUGAAAGUGCUGGUGUUAUCUCAUCUUAUAUGAAGAACUGCAUUGCACAUGGUUCUCUUCCAAGAAGAUGUUCAAGUAGGCGGGAUUAGAAUGCUUGCGUAAUUUUAUAGGGUAGAAGUUAAGGUUAUUAUUAGAAUAUAGUACAUGUUUUUGUUAUUAAGCUAUAGAUGACACUGCUCGACAGAUUGUGUGCAAAUGAUGAGUCUUUUUGAAAAAAUAUUUCCUCAGAAAGUAA